UGCAGUUCAUGCAUUUCCCAUCACUGCAUUUUCGUACUCGACGGCUUGCGUCUGACCGCCAACAUCAAGUGUCAAGCAUCAACAGCCCAAGCAUCCACAUAACACGCCGAGUCACACACAGACCGGUUCUGGGUGUUUGUUGAGCUCGUCCUGCGUUUGCUCUUCGCGUGCUGCCUCGCCCGGAGUCUGCAGGUCGAGUUGUGUUUCGCCUCUGUGCAAGUGGCUCGUGUUCUCAAAACCGCGGCAGAGAGACCUGCUGUGGAAAAGCUGGGGGAGGCCCGCUGCUUCUUCGGAACAUCACCAAACAACACUGGUACCCGACAUCCAUUUCCGAGACUGUCUAAGCUAAACCCGCCAGGACUGUUUUUUUGGGGACAAACGGAAGAGGAAUCUAGAAGAAGAGGAUGAUAGAAGAGACUUUCCGAGGUUGAGGGAUCUCAGAUGACUAAUUGAUCUCCACACUCCGAUUAUCAGAGAUGUUCAUGGCUCUGCGACCUCAAAGGGGCGGCGGCUCGCACGUCCCGAACCGAGACCAGCGACCGCACCUGGCGGCGCCCCGCCAUCAAGGGCAAGCCGGGCCCGCCACGGGCCGGUACAAAAGUGCCUCCCGUGUGUCGGAAAUCGAUGCCUGGGAUAACAUGCAGAACCACGAGCUCCAGAACGACUCCAGCUCGUCCGACGAGGAUCUCCACCCGCGGCGCCACCAGGCCCCGUCACGGCCCCGCCACACUCGCUCCGUCAGCCAUCCGUUCCCCUCGUUCUUCUCUUCCAUCAAGAGGAAGAGAUCCGGCACAAUGGCUGCCGGGCCUGACGAGUCCGGGUCUGAUUCGAUGGGGGAAGGUCCCCGCGGCGGCCUAGGGGGGAGACCACUACCGCUGCAGCCGCCGCAGCAGCAGCAGCCGUCGGGGCGCGGGCAUCGGACCGGCUCGUCGGUGGGAAGUAGGGACGUCGCGACGGGGAAUUGCAUGACCUGCGGGUCUCCAGUGGAGUGGCCUCGGGAGCUGCUGGUGUACAGGUGCUACACAUGUCAUACCAUUAACGACUUGCAACCCCUAGAUCGGGACGCCAGGAGGGAGGAUAGCCGGGAUGAGGCGGUUAUCUUCGAGGAGCAGUCUUCAGGGUCGAAAGACAAGACGAUCUCUCUCGGAUAUACCAAGUCGUUGGUAAAGCAGUGCCUCCGUUCUUUUCUGGCCUCCGCUCUGAGAGAUCGGGCCGGUGGUGCUGCGACUGACAAGGAGCUUCCGGUCGUCCUUCCCACCUCACACCUCUCGCCAGACCAUCUCAGGGUACCACCGCCACCCCCGGCAGUUCCUCUGGCUCUGCGGCCCAAGGCUUCCCUGGAUUUCGAGCCACGGCCGGUACCUGGCAGGCCCAAAGAACUCGGCCUCCAUCGCCGCGCCCCGAGUUGGGCCGGCACUAUGUCAGGAACAUUCUCUACGUCGUUUCCAGAGAAAGAGGUGACACUACAACGCGACCCGAGAUCACAUGGGACUGGCAGCCGUCCGCGUCGUCCGUCUCCGAGCCCAGGAGAAGAUGUCAAGAGCAUUUUCAGGCCGCUCGAGGACUACGUCGUCCAAUGCUUCACGUCAUUUCAGUGCCUCAACUCGUCCUUUCUGACGCCCCGAAGUCAGCCUGCUGGCUACAGCGGGCCCGAAGCCAGGCAUCGGCGUCCCUCUGAGCACACCGGGGUCCGCAGCAGGGAAACCAGGACCACCAGCUAUCCGGUCCCAGAGAUAGACCCGAAACUCUUGCUCCUAGGCGAUUUUGCCGAAAACGGUACCUGGUGGACUGGUCACGAAGAAGUCCGUCCAGGUCGAACACCAUCCGGUCGAAACCAACAUAGCCCGUCCAUCGUGAGCUCGCGGAGCCCGCACAUAGACUGGACGGAGCUGGAAGAGUGGUACACAACCGUUAUCGACGCGGCGCGGUUCUGGCCAGGCGUCUACGAGAGCCUCGUAGCCGAAGACCCAUCGCUUGCGGCGGCCCCUCCCGUGUUGCAGGAUCUCGAGAGACGGAUCGUGGCCGGACAGGAGCACGUCCAAGAGGUGCUUCUGAAAGCUUCCGAAAGGGUCCUUGUGCGACCGGGGCGGCGCCUCACCGAACCUCGGGACCUACGCUUCCUGCUCAUCAUCACAGCGAACCCCCUUUUGCAUUCUUCAUACAAACCGUACGUCGGCAGGACAGCGCCGCCAACACAAAGCAGUCCAUCUCCUCGGGGCACCGGGCCAGUAUCGGGUCGGCAUUCGGGCAUCAUCAAACGCAUCAUUGGGCUGAUGUCGAACGCGUCUGAAGAGUGCCGUAAUCGCCUUGUCGCCUGGUUCGCCAGAUAUCCGGAGCACGCGUUUGUGCAGACCAAGGACCUGGUCGCCGGCUUUCUGGCCUACCGCUUGAUCCGCGAGAAGGAGAAGAAAUACCAAGGCCAGAUAGACUACACGGGCGGCCUGAUUCCAGACAUUGGGCCCAGCCACUCCCCGGCCGCCCUACACGCAGCAUUGGGUUCCAGACAGACACAGCGUUCGAAGAAGCAACAGGACAAGAAGAAGAAGAAGGUCGUAUACCGAGUGGACUGGCGGAUCAAGGCCGCUGCACAAGUGCUUGGCCUCCUCUUCGCGGCCAACAAUAUGGGUCACGUCCGCCGGGGGAGUUCCGGCCGCUCGGGAAGCCCCGGCGGGAGCCACCGGGGACUUGUUCGGUCGCCGGGUCAGAUCCUCGCCACCAGUGACUUCUACGUGACCUUGCUCGACGACUCGGAUUUGGUGGGCGACUUCGAGGCUUGGGAGCGGAAGCUCGAACGGUUUUCCUUCUGCCAACACCCGUUCCUCUUGAGCAUCGGCGCCAAGAUCCAGAUCCUCGAGUACGAGGCGAAGCGGCAGAUGGAGAACAAGGCGAGGGAUGCCUUCUUCGACAGCAUCCUGACGAACCGGGUGGUGCAGCAGUUCUUGGUGCUGAACAUCCGUAGGGAGUGUCUGGUUGACGAUAGCCUGAAGGCCGUCAGCGAGGUGAUUGGGAGCGGAGGGGAGGACAUCAAGAAGGGGCUUAGGAUCAACUUCAAGGGCGAGGAGGGGGUCGAUGCCGGCGGACUGCGCAAGGAGUGGUUCCUGCUGCUUGUCAGGGAGGUCUUCAAUCCCGACCACGGCAUGUUCCUGUACGACGAGGACUCGAACUACUGCUACUUCAAUCCCAAUUCGCUCGAGUCUUCGGAACAGUUCUUCCUCGUCGGCGUCGUCUUCGGCCUAGCCAUCUACAACUCGACGAUCCUGGACGUUGCUCUCCCCCCGUUCGCCUUUCGCAAACUCCUCGCAGCCGCCCCGCCCCCGUCCGUCCCGACAGCCCAGCCGCGCCAGCCGAUGACCUACACCCUCGACGACCUAGCAGAGUACCGCCCGCGCCUAGCGCACGGCCUGCGCCAGCUCCUCGAGUUCGAGGGUGACGUCGAGUCCACCUUCGGUCUCGACUUCACCAUAGACACGACCCGCUAUGGCGCGGUUGAGCGAGUCCUCCUGUGCCCGGGCGGCGACCGCCGCCCCGUCACCAACGCCAACCGCAGGGAGUACGUCGACGCAUACGUCCGCCACGUGCUCGACACGUCGGUGGCGCGGCAGUUCGAGCCGUUCAAGCGCGGCUUCUACACCGUUUGCUCCUCCAGCGGCGGGGGCUCCGCCUCGGUCUCGGCGCUCUCGCUCUUCCGCCCGGAGGAGAUCGAGCUCCUGGUCCGCGGCUCCGCCGGCGCCUCGGACCAGACCCCCCUCGACGUCCCCUCGCUCCGGGCGGUCGCGCAGUACGACGGCUGGAAGACGGCCACCCCCGACAGCUACGGCGACGGCGACGGCGACGGCGACGGCGACAACGACGACACGAAGGAGCCGACCGUCCGGUGGUUCUGGGAGGCGUUCGAGAGCGCGGCGCCCCGCGACCAGCGGCGCCUGCUGGCCUUCAUCACGGGCAGCGACCGCAUCCCGGCGCUGGGGGCCGCGUCGCUGGGGAUCCGGAUCAGCUGCCUGGGCGACGAGUGCGGGCGCUUCCCGACGGCCAGGACGUGCUUCAAUUCGGUCGGGCUGUGGAGGUCCACCGACCGGGAGCGGUUCGUGAGCACGCUCUGGAGGGCCGUCUGGGAGAGCGAGGGGUUCGGGCUCAAGUAGCGCUCGCGGCGGGGCAGCUGUCUUCUCCCCUCCGGGACGGUACUGCAUGGACGGUACUGCAUGUACAGUACAGUACAGUACCUAAGGUCUAGGUAUCAUUAUUUCGAGUUCGGGUUUCCCUUGGCCUUUUGCUCUCAUGGGUAUUGUUUUUUUUUCUGUUGGGAGUUUAUGGGAUGAUGAUGCUUGGAUAGGGAGUCAAAGGUCGGUCAUAUACCCAGUUUACAACUCACAUCAAGGCAAGCCACAACAAGACCAUGUUGCUGUUAGAUAUAUGCAUAUAUAUAUAUAUA
Thermothelomyces thermophilus ATCC 42464 is the source of this 4429-nucleotide messenger RNA. RefSeq lists its product as uncharacterized. NCBI's taxonomy places the organism in Eukaryota, Fungi, Ascomycota, Sordariomycetes, Sordariales, Chaetomiaceae. The transcript is spliced from 3 exons. Gene Ontology annotation, molecular function: ubiquitin-protein transferase activity. Bases 477 to 4139 code for a protein of 1220 amino acids. The record is from RefSeq and is a predicted model, not a curated record.